UCGUUUUAGGGCGGGAUUAGAGGGCAAUCCAGCCAACCAAUCAUGACUCUCCGUGCCGACCAAUCAGGUGGUAGGAUGAGUUUACUUCCUGUUUGGCCGAGGGAAUCAUUAUCGGUCAGUUACACGGACGGAGAUCAUGGGGGGCAUCAAACAGGAGCAGAGUGAUGCAGCACAGCAGUCCAGACCUUCACAUUCAGCAGAUCAACCCCAACAAGAGGAGCCAAAGAAGAGAGGCUGGCCGAAGGGCAAGAAAAGAAAGAAGGUGCUACCAAAUGGUCCCAAGGCACCAGUAACAGGAUAUGUCCGCUUCCUGAACGAACGCCGAGAGCAUAUGCGCGCCAGAUACCCUGACUUACCUUUCCCAGAAAUCACCAAGAGGCUCGGAGCAGAGUGGACACGAUUAGCCCCGAAUGACAAACAGCGCUACCUCGACGAGGCGGAACGGGAGAAGAUGCAGUAUGCCCAGGAGCUGAAGGAGUAUCAGCAGACUGAAGCCUAUCAGAUCACCAGUGCCAAGAUACAAGACAAGAGGAUCAAGAAAGAAGACACUCCAUCUGUUAUCAUCAGUACUAGUUCAGAGUCGUCAGUAUCAAAGGCUUCUGACCUCACAAGCAGAUUCGACAUCCCUAUCUUCACAGAGGAAUUCCUUGAUCAGAACAAAGCUCGAGAGGCUGAGUUGCGACGGCUCCGUAAGGCCAACAUUGAGUUUGAGGAGCAGAAUGCAGUGCUUCAGCGACAUAUUAAAGACAUGUACAACGCUAAAGAACGCCUGGAGGCUGAGCUGGGGAUGGAUGAGAAGCGUACACAGGCUCUUCACCAACACUUGCUGGCCAUCAAACACACAUUGGUCAACAGUCUGUCAUCAGUCCCCCUGCCAGGUACAGGAGAGACAGCAUCUCAUGGGAACCUGGACUCAUACCUGAGUCGUCUCAGUGGAGUGCUGGAAGGAAACCCUCACAAGCAUCGUGCACUGCUCUCCAAGCUUUGUGAAGUCCUCUCUCAUCUGGACAGUGAGAAGUUGUGAGGAGGCUGCAGCUGGAGACACUUUCAUUCCCCUAUCAGAGGGACAUGUGACAGGCUCCGUGGUAUUAGGUCAAGUCAGUGCCAUUCAACAGAGCAUGUGGCUAUAUCAAAGGAAAUAAAGGCAAGGGUACAAACACCACACACACAGUCCAUGUCUACAUGCCUCUUCUUUAUGAAUAUAUGUAUUCUGUAGAAUAUGUGUAUUCAUGCACAUGAGUUUUUGUGAAUGUAAAUCUGUGUGGCGGUGUGGAGGGUUUUUACAGUUCAGGAAUUAAAUGCAAUGUUAUAUCAUCUUUUGAGCUGCUUAAAUUAAGUCAAAAUUAGAUCAACCCUAAACCUGUUGUGACCUGUCCAAUAAGACAAGCCUAAUUUUUUAGUUUACAAUAAAUGCCAGUUGGCAUUUGGUGGGUGGGGAAUGUGUACGUAGUGUUAUUUAGAGUGCAUGAAAAAAGAAACUGGAAAGGGUGAAAAUUAAAUGUUGGGGUUUACAUGUUUGAAUUUACAUUGAUAAUGGGGGGCUGGGGGGGGCAGCUGGAUGGGCAGGCAGUUUCACCUGUUGUGAGAAUAUUAUAUAUUUGUGAAGUAUAUUUGUAUUUUCUGAAAUGUUCAUUAAACCAUGCUGAAAAUGUUUCCAGCAAAAAGUGAA
Molecule: messenger RNA, 1669 nt
Organism: Epinephelus moara (kelp grouper)
Lineage: Eukaryota; Metazoa; Chordata; Actinopteri; Perciformes; Serranidae
Gene: hmg20b
Product: high mobility group 20B
Exons: 9
Coding region: 137-1024 (295 amino acids)
Biological process (GO): regulation of gene expression
Cellular component (GO): nucleus
Source: RefSeq, a predicted model, not a curated record